Messenger RNA from Adineta steineri, 1929 nucleotides. The record is from the annotation of a GenBank genome assembly. Lineage: Eukaryota; Metazoa; Rotifera; Eurotatoria; Adinetida; Adinetidae.
AUGUUUGUAGAAAAUCCAUCACAAAUAGACAAUAUGUCUUCAUCUCUACUUUCAUCUUAUUCAUCAUUAUUACAUAUGCAGUGUGAAAUACUUCUACCAUUUUUUUUAAAUCAAACCGCUUUUCUAAAAAAUCAACAAUUAAUACCAAUAUCUAUACGUGAAUUAUUAUUAAAAAAUAAUGUAACAUUUGGUUCACCAAAAACUAUUGAAGAAUGUGUUGUUGAAUUAGAACGUUUAUCAAACAAUUCAAAUAAUAUUAAUAUAUCAAAUAUAAAACCUUUACAAACUUAUGAAAUACAAAAACAUUCACGAUCAUUAAUUUUAUUUGUUUUUCUUAUUGCAUUUGUUUCAUUUAUAUCAAUUAUUGGAAAUUUAUGUUUAGCCAAAGUACUUUAUUCAAAACGUUUUCGUUUAUCACAAACAGAUCGAAUUGUUUUAUGUCUUGCUAUAAGUGAACUUUGUCUUGUUCUUAUUGAUUCACCAAUAGAAAUCUAUCGAUUUCUUUCAUUUUCAUUUUCAAUAACAUGGCUUUGUCGUUUUCAUACAUUUUUCGAAUCAUUCUUUUCAUCAUGUAUUAUCUUUUAUCAUCUAUUAGGAGUAUUUGAUCGUUUUGUUUACAUUUAUGGUCAUACAUCAUCAAAUGUUUCAGUCUUAUCAACAUGGUGUCGUCGAAUAUCAACAAAAUCUGGUACAAUUAUAUUAUUAAUUUUACCUAUAUUAUGUAGUUUACCUAUUGCCAUUUGUAAUCUACUUCAUGCACAUAUUUUACGUGCACCAUCACAAAUAAAAAUUUGUGUUGUACAAUAUGCUAAUGGAUUAUUAAUAAGUCUUUUAAUAUCAUUUUAUAUAUUACCAUUAUUACUUUCAUUUUUUCUUCAUGCUAAAUUGAUCUAUUUUAUACGAUCAAAACGUACACAACGAUAUUUAGCAACAACACCUCAUGCAUUACUCACAAAAAAUACUAAUACAUUAGAUUCACAAGCUAUAUCACAGAAAAAUCAACGUCGAACAAAUCCGAAGAUUCUUACGAAUAAUCAACUUUUAUUACAAACAAAAACUAAUAAGACGAAUGCACGAAAUCAACGUGUCGUUAUGUUUAAUACAAAUACAGCUGGAAAUGCACCGCGAACAAUUAUGACAACAACAACAGGUGGUCAACAAGUUCCAACAAAUAAUUCUUCAAAUUCUUCAGCAUCAAGUCGUUCAUCAACUAGUACAGGUUAUAUGUCAUUAACAUCACCAGUUAUACUUUAUAAGAUUAAUUCACAAGCAAAUGCAAAUGCAAAACGUACAGUAUUAUUACUUGUUUUAUUACUUUCAUUUUAUGUUCUUUGUUGGGCUCCAUAUAAUAUUUAUACAUGGCGUCAUGCUUAUCAAGUAGCAACAAAAGAUCAAAAUCCACAAUUAACUAAUCGUACAUCAACAUAUGAUUAUAAUUUAACAAUAACAGCAUCUAUAGACAAUCUUCAUGCAAAUUUACGUCGAAUUAUAUUUAUUAAUUAUUCAUUAUAUCUUUUAUCAAUGAUAUCAAUGUGUUUUAGUUUUAUACUUUAUUUUUCACUUAAUAAACAAGCUCGUCAAGAAUUUUCACAUUUUAUUGGUUGUAUAUGUCCACAAUUUGUUGGUCCACGUCAAGAAGAAUAUAAUAGACAAAAAGUUAAACAAGAUAAUGAAAGAGGAAGACGUCUACAAUAUCAUACAAGAUAUCAACAUCAUUAUCCUUCAAAUAAUCAACUGUUAUUACUUGCACAUAAUAAUAAUCAACGAGUGAAAACAACGAGAUUUAAUACGCAUCCAAUGAUUGCACCGCCAGUUCCUUUACAUAGCGACAGACAAAAACGUGCAAAUUCUGUUGAACAAAAGUUAGAAAGUGCAUUAUCAAAACGAACAGUACUGACAUAUGGUUGUCAUAUUCAAUGUUGUCCAUAA